CACACAUGCGUCGACACUCGUACUCCUUCACGGACAUGCUUAACCUCUCUCUCCAUCUCUGCGUGCUCUGCAGCUGCAGCAGACCAUUGCGCCCACAUUGCACAGGAGGUUAUUUCAGCCACUUAAGUCAUUAGUCAUCAUUGGUGUUUGGGACAAGCUCAUGAAAAGGAUGGCAAGCGUGUGGACUGUGCGCGUGUGAACGUAAACGCGCGAGGCUUCGGAGGCUGCUGCGAAUCUUCAUCCGGCUGUCUGAGGAAUCCGUGGACUAGGAGAGGGCAAGAAGCAGAGGACAUAGAUUUGGAGAUAGAUUUGUCACAGCACGUAAACAUCAUCAUCGUCUGAUCAGACAUGGUCACCGCAUAGGAAUCUGGCGCCACGGCAACGAGGUACCUCAGACUCGGAGGUUGAGAGCUGAGACAAGGGAGGUUGAGACAAACACGCAGAGGCAUGGCAGUAGAGGAGAAGCCAGGUGUGAAGAGCAGCAGCUCCAUUGUCCCCUGUUUCCUGUUUGUAGAGCUGGUGAUCAUGGCUGGGACAGUUCUCCUGGCUUACUACUUCGAGUACACAGACACCUUCCCCGUGCACAUCCAAGGGUUCUUCUGCUAUGACAAAACCUUCUCCAAGCCUUACCCUGGACCAGACAACACCAGCAAGAUCCCCCCUGUCCUCAUCUACUCGCUUGUCUCAACCAUACCCACCCUCACGAUUCUUGUUGGAGAAUUAUGUGCAUUCUUCACCAAGGCAGAGGGAACCCAGGAGAAGACCAUCGUCACUGCAGACUGCUGCUACUUCAACCCCCUACUGAGACGCAUCAUCCGCUUCUUAGGUGUCUAUGCCUUUGGUCUAUUUACUACAACCAUCUUCGCCAACGCCGGGCAGGUGGUGACAGGAAACCAGACUCCUCACUUCCUCUCAGCAUGCCGACCAAACUACACAGCCCUGGGCUGCCAAUCCAGCACGCAGUACAUUACAGAGCGCCGGGCCUGCACCGGCCACCCUCUCAUUGUCAUGUCUGCACGUAAAUCCUUCCCAUCCAAGGACGCAGCGCUCGGUGUCUACUCCGCAGUGUACACAGUGAUGUAUGUGACGCUGGUGUUCAAGACCAAAGGUACACGUCUGACAAAGCCCACCGUCAGCUUCACCUUGCUGUGUCUGGCAAUGAUCGUAGGCGUUGUCAGGGUGGCUGAAUAUCGCAACCACUGGGCCGACAUCCUUGCGGGAUUCUUCACUGGGGGCGCUAUCGCUGUGUUUCUAGUGACUUGUGUGAUUAACAGCUUCCAGCAGACACAGCCCAGCCCUUCGGCACAACAACCCCAACGCCCUCAGUCAACGCUGGGUAUGCCCAUGGUGACGCUGCCCUGUGUAGAGAGCCCACUAGAAAAGUUAAGUGGCCCUCAGCAUCCAGCACUUUGCUCGUCACCCCCACUCUACAACACCUACGCUCAACCAUUCUAACCAACGUUAAGUCUUUUCAGCUCUCAUCUCACUACCCUCUUCCUUUGUUCUCAUAUUUCUCUUUUGUACAUGUAAAGUAGCACAAGCCACAAAGACGUCCUCUCUCACCCCUACAUCCCUGUGCAUCGCUCUUGAUUAUCCUUCUCUUCGCUUUCCUCUCUCUUCCGCCUCCCCCAUCCUCUCCUCUUUCUCACUCCUCUCUUUCCCCUGCAGACUCCGCGGGGAUCUCCGUUCACCGAGAUCACAUGACCAUCAGCCCUAUCGGUUCCCCGCCAAACCCGAUGUCCUCAUACUGUCUCGCUCCAUUUCCAGCGAAGUUUCGACCAGGCCGAACAGCACUCUCCUCGUUGUGCCGCACAUCCGACCGGGCGGUACGCAACACUUUGCCGCUCCUAUUCCACGCAGGUCUAGACUGCUGAUGCACAAUUGUAAAGUACAAACACACACACACACACACCCUUCCUGUGGCCCCCGCCCACAAACCCUCCAACUCCCAGGGAACCGAUAGGCAAGACUUUUUCAAAGACUAUCUCUUUGCUGGAAUCUCAGUGAAGGGCCAGAACAUUCACUUUUCUUUUUCAAUAAUCUUUUUUGGCGUCUUUCUACUUUUUGAUAUAAAACCAUGUGAAGCUAACUUGUUUUAACUGGUGUGCUUUGUUCGGUAAGACACAUCAGACUGUGACCACAAAGAAUGUCCCUGUUUCCUCCCUUCCCACUCUACAAAAAUGUGUGUAUUACAGUGAACCCCCGUUUAUCGCGAGGAUACGUUCCAGACCCACCCACCUUUACUUCUUCCAAAUGAUUUUAACACAUGUAAAUUUAUUGACAAAUACUUAAACCUAGUGAAAAACACUUUUGAAAAUAUUCUUUUGCGCCUGUUCUCAGUCUCGCUCUCACAGUUCUCCAAUAAGAGGUAUGGAGUUCUUGCUUCAAAGUGUUUAUUUGUCACUCUCAGCUGAGUUUACUGUAAAACCAAAACGUAAAACAAGAGAAUUAAAGAUUUUAUAUUUAAACACCAAAGAGUCCACAUAAACUGCUAUUUAAUCUACAAAGGUCCGUUAUCUUUUUCCUAGCGUAGAAUGCGAAAUGCCAAAAGCGGGCUAGCGGAACUUAGCACCGAUGUUACUUAUAAACCUUCAAACAACUGCUACUUAAACACACGCGGAGAAGCAACACGUACAAACAGCAUAAGGCAAUCCUCAGAUGCGUUUAGUCUCUCUGCUGUGUGGGAACAGCUAUUACUGGAGCACCUCGGCCUGUUCUUCUUGCUUGUAAUUACGAUGCAUCUUCUCCAGCAGACCUCGGUGCUGCCCGGCAUCUUGCAGCACGACGCGUUUGGCAGGCGUGCAACUCUAAAUAUGGACUUGUCUCUUUAGUAAAAACACAUCAAAACGAUCGCUUCAAAAUCUGCAAUAUAGCAAAGGCGCAAACUAUGAACCGUGAUAUAGCGGGGGUUCACUGUAUGAAAAAAGAAGUGCACGUUGGAAAUAAAAUGUGAAUCAAGGUUGGAUUGAUUUGGUCUGCCAUCAUGAAGUUGCUCCAUUGGACCAAAGAAACCACACUGAAGGAAAUGUGUGCUGCUGGUUUACCCAUAAAAAAAAAAAAAUCAUUUUUGCAAAAGUAGUGAGCGAACACAGAUGUGAUUUUUUUUCUUCUCUGCAUUCCCUCGCUUUAUCUUUUCACUCCCAUGUUCUAUCUCACUACUUUCAUGCGUGCAGCGCCUCAAAGCCAUGCGUGAUACACGGACAUUCUGUAGUCGGAGUCCCUAUGCUCUAGUCAGCACUGCUUGAGGUUUACUCAGAUCAAAUGAUCCAUUUAUGGUCCCUCAGCAGACACAGUAGAUAAAAGUAAACAGGAUUUAAAAGGAAACAUCUUCACAUGGCAAUAGGCGUCGUUUCUGUCUUAGAUGAACCCAGCUCGCCACAAACUGAAGCAAAGUACUUACAGGUUCAACACGAAAAAUGCCAUACGCUCCACAACUUAGGCACAACAGGCACCCAAAGAAAUAAAACAAAUAGAAUUAAAAAAACAUCACAAUCAGGAGCAAAAUGCCCAAAUAGGCAAGGAGCUUUUUUUAUCUUGACAUAUUUUCCUUGUAUUUUAGUGCGGGACACUGCUGACCUCGCUUGAGCAUUCAUUUCUGAGCAUAUUAGUAGUUCACGUGAAACUACUACAUGUGAUUUGGAGCUUACCAACAAAUGGGCCAAAUUGAAGCAUUUAGCUUCCUUUGUGAUCAAAGUCUACAAAGAUCCGAUUUUCAAGUGUCUCUGAAAGGUUAUCCUGCGCCCUUAUUCUAUGGAGUGGGGUGUGUUUAAGAGUUAUUUUUCAGGGCUGACAAUUGUAACUGUUAAACCUGCUCUAUAGUUGUGCAAAUGCCUUUGUGUGGAUUGUGGCAUGAAACAGAAAUGGCCAUUUUGGAAGUAACACAUAGCUCUUACUGUUGCCGGACACAAAAAGAGAAGCAACUGUUUUUGUUGAGUGUUUGUUAUGUGUCUCUUAAGUCAUUCACCAAAAUGAAAAUGACACGCGUUUCAAACUGCAACAUUGUUACCAGACAAGCUAACAACUAACUUAGCCUCUUCUUCUUCUUCUUCUUCUUCUUCUUCUUCACUGUGUUUUCCAGCAGUAUUGAUGCCCUGUGGCAUUGCAUAUCCUCUGACAGGUCAGUUUCGGUACUAUGAUAGUCAUUGUGUUUGGCAGAGGAGAAUGUGGAGAUAUCAUUGGGCGUGUCGUGUACUAUGUAAGUCAUCUCGAGUACACCACACACUGUAAGAGCAGUAAAAACACAGAGGGCCAGCAUCUGCCAUCGUAUCCUGUGCAAGGCUCGCUGCGCGUUUCCCAAUUUGACAGGCCGCUUCGCGCCAAGCUGGGGGUUCUGGCGCAGCGAGGGUGUGUUGUUAGAGAUCUGCCCGGCAGAGUGACAAUGUGCUGGCAGAGAGUUGAUCUAAACUUACGCCUGCUCAGACCCUGUCCAACUGCCAGCGCAGCUGGUGUAGCGCGAUUUGGGGAAUUUGAUCGAGGCACACGCAGGCAGAGUGUGAAGUCGGCUGUGAUCGCUCCCAUAGCAGCGCAGGCCUCCCUCUUCUAGAUGCACCGGGAUGCGCUGGUCCACAAAAUUACCAACACUGUUCUCGCCCACCGCGCCGGAUUUGCACCGGUCGUGAAAAUAGAGACCGUAUCGUGAUUUCUGUUUUCCUCCUCCUGUGUAGGGUCUCUCACAUUAAAAAAAAAAAAGUUAAGAAGCCACCCAAAGAAUACUUGGAUUCAGUUUGAACAACGUCAAAAAAGACUAGUAUGUAAGCACAAUUUUGAACCAAUCUCCAUCAAUAUUGUCUUGUCUUGGGAUCAUUUCCCUUUGUCAGUGCAGGAGAUGAUGUGCCUUGAGUCUGAUAGCUGAGGUAAAAUAUCAAAUUGAAAUAUCAUUGUCAGCGCAUGACUCGUAGAUUACAUUAUUACCUUCUAUCAAACUAAGCACCCUUUUGGGUUUGAUGAUAUCUUAUAUAGUACAAGUUGGCAGAUGACCUCUGGUUUAAAUCAAAACAUGUCUUUGUAAACUCUUGAAGCAUCACAAUGUUUAACUCAAUUCUUCAAACAUUCAGGAAGUAUUUUUAUUCUAUAAUAAAACAACCAGUUUAUUACCUUUUGAUGAUAUCUGACUGAGCUGAGGUCAAAUUGUAAAAUGUUACUUUUCGGGGGUUUUGUAUUACCCUACUGUACAUUGAUGUCACUUUCCUUUUUCAUGCAUUUAUCCUGAGUCCUGAUCUUUGAUGGCAACAUGGGGGCUACUGACUGUUGUCUGCCACAAUUGUAUAGACGAUUAAUGAAUUCAUUUCUAAUCGAUUUAUUCUUGGACGUACAUGUGACAUGUAGCCGAUGGUUUUGCUGACUUUGAAUUGUACGCUGCCUCGCUUCCAUAUUUUCAUUCAACCUUCCCCUUGCUUCUUUCUCUCCAAAUACUUUCACAGUCCAUAGGCACCACUACUAUAUCAACUUUUUAAUGAUCAUUUGGGUGUGUAAUGUUUCCCUCUGCUGGAGAAUAUACACAUGAACGCAUCUGCGCAUUUACGUUUGUUCAAGUGUACUCGUGGAGUUUAUAUUGUCGACGACUUUAAUUCACUUUUUACAAUGAAAACUGUAUAAUAUUGUACUUUUUUUUCUUAAUUGAGUCAUAUUUUUAGGCAAUGUCGCUUACUGUCUUUCCCGGGGAAAAUCUUGUAUUUAUUGGCUUAAUAUGGAUGAGAUCAUGAGAGAGUCUAACUACCUAAUGGAUACAUGGGCUGGAAAAAUAUGACAAUAAUUAGAUCUCCAAUGAUCUCUAAAAAAACAAAAAUAAAUCCAUAAAAAGUAACACUGUGAAAUUGUGGAGGCUCAGACAUGCAGUGCACACCCAUAUCAUUCACAGGGACAAAUUUGCUGCAUGACAUCCCCACAUCAUUGUCGCCAUAAAACAGAAAUGCCUUUAAAGUGCUGUAUAACUUAAUGGUAAACAACAGCACAUAUGACACAUGUUUAUUUUGAGUGUAAUGUGUCUUAAUAUUUUCAGUGCACGAUUCAUAUUUGUGCAUUGUGUGUCAAUGUUCACUGUCUCAGAGUGGCUUUCUAAAUGUGUCAACACGCAAAGAAAAGCCUGCGAGAAAAAAAUAAUAGUAACAGCUGAUCAGAAUACAAUAUAUUUUACCCGGGUUCAACCAUCAGCAGGCCAGUUUACUUACUUUCCUGUAAAGUAAUAUCUGUUUCAGUGAAGAACAAACACACUGCAGUUGACUGACAAGUGAAUAAAAAGAACCAGUCUCCCUCAGAUCUGCAACACAUUUGCUUGCUUCAAGACUUGUUGCAGCAAACUGUCUGUUUUGUAAGAAU
Phycodurus eques (leafy seadragon) is the source of this 6315-nucleotide messenger RNA. It is a transcript of the gene plppr2a, whose product is annotated as phospholipid phosphatase related 2a. Bases 448 to 1455 code for a protein of 335 amino acids. Gene Ontology annotation, biological process: phospholipid metabolic process; signal transduction; phospholipid dephosphorylation. Lineage: Eukaryota; Metazoa; Chordata; Actinopteri; Syngnathiformes; Syngnathidae. The record is from RefSeq and is a predicted model, not a curated record. Gene Ontology annotation, molecular function: phosphatidate phosphatase activity. The transcript has 8 exons.